This is a messenger RNA of Stylophora pistillata, 1915 nucleotides long. RefSeq lists its product as uncharacterized. Lineage: Eukaryota; Metazoa; Cnidaria; Anthozoa; Scleractinia; Pocilloporidae. The record is from RefSeq and is a predicted model, not a curated record.
UUCAGUUGAUUGUGUGCGGUCAGCCACCUGAAGAGCAAGAUCACAAGCAGUCCUCCUUUUCGGUGAAAUCCUUUGCGCGAGGUAAAAAAAUUAGUGAAAAAUAAUCUGCUGUUAGCGCAGAUAUUUGCGUUGAGCGCAAUGCAUAAUGCAAACUCUUGGACUUUGUCUCUACUAGUGCCUCACUCGUGGAACACGUGGGGCACAUCACUGAUUUUCCACGACUCACACGCGACGGACUUAGCCGAAAAGGAGGAACUACUCAAAACUUAUCAUCAUUGUGGUUAAGGUAUGAGUACUAGCCCAAAAGCAAGAACAUUUUUCGUGGCUCUGCGCAUUUCUAACCCUCAGAUAUAUGACUGUAUCAAGAAAAUCCAAGAUUCCAUCGCCGCACACGAUCAGAAUCUAAAAGGACGUCCCUUGGCGAAAUUGCACGUUACCCUAAUGUUCAUGUAUCUUGAAGGUGCAGAGGAAAUUGCCAAAGCAGAAAGAAUACUGCUGAAUCAAUGCAAGACAGCAUUGGAACCCAUGUUUUCCAAAAGGCCCACGACGCUUAGGUUUAAGGGCCUUGACCACUUUUCAGAUGCACAUCCCCCGGUAAUCUACGCAAAUCUUGAACAAGAGGGAAGAGACUUUUUGAAAUUAGUUAAUAAAACUGUGAGUGAAAUUUUCACUAAAGAAGGCAUCCCUCCCAAAGAUUCACCAGAGUUCAUUCCUCACAUGACUGUUAUGAAAUCAAAAAGGUAUAAUGGAGAAAUCUCCAACGAGAGCUACAAAAGCUUUGUCGAAUGUUGUAUGGGAGAACAACCAUUGACAAAGCUAACUUUGCACCUAUGUCCAGCAAAUGGUGAGACAGAAGCAGAUGGGUUUUACAAGAGUAUGGCAACAAUGACCCUUGGUGACCCAGAUGAAACAUAUUCCAGUUGAAUAGGAAAAUAUAAGAACAAAGGGAUGAGAACGCAUCAACUCACAUCACACUAACCUUGGCUAGAGAACAACAUGCUGGUCAUGUCUGCGAUAGGAUGCUCUAGAAUAGUCCAAAAAAUAAUGGGAUUCCUUCAGUAAUGCGAAAAUUCGUAUUUUUAGUUAUAAAUCCUUGUAAUUUUAUCUUUAAUCUUAAUGAUGGCAUUAAAUUAGGAAGUUCAUUAGUCGUUAAAUUUUAAGCAUUUAGUCAGUAAUUUUUACAUCGAAUUUUUAACUGCAAAAAUGCUCAUGUAUGCUUUGGUCUGUUUUUUUUUUAAAUGUAAAUAUGGUGCCUGAAAAAGCAUCACUUAAGCUUGUUGAGAGACAAAAUGGUUUGCCAAAUCCUUAAAAGUUCUUUUCUUGAUUUUUCUCAUUUCACCACCUGUCAAUCACCUGUUGGUUACCUGUCUGGUCUGUUGAUUUAGCUGGAUAGGUUUUAAAUAACUUUGAGAGUUUAAAAUGUUUUUUUUUCAUUAAAUAAUAUUGUAAAAAGUAGGUUAGAUAUCCUUCUCUUUCAUAUUGUAAAGCACCGAAAGGCUUGUGAUAAGUGCUAUGUAAAUUUUACAUAUUGCUAUAUAUGUGAUUUUUGUUAUAUAACACUUUUUUGACCAUUUAACCCUUGGACUGACUAGCAUCUAAUUUCCUUUUAAAACAUCACUCCUGAAUCAAAAUUUAAGGUCAGAAGAAUAUAGAAAAUAAUCACGAACCAAAGAAGCUCUUGAUUGUUAAACAAAUUCUCCUUAUCAGCACCAUAGGAAAUGUAUAGAGAACAGUAUGGAGAAUAUGCAUGCAGAUGUUAGGAUGUAAAGGGUAAGACUGUGCACGAACAGGAAGCAUAACACAUCAAAGAGUUCACACCAAACUGUUUUUUUCCCAAUAACAAACUGAUUCUGUGUAAUCACAUUUCCUUGUAGAACCAAUAAAUGUCCAAGAGAAAAAGGAAGAUUACCACUGA